Cetraspora pellucida is the source of this 1043-nucleotide messenger RNA. Lineage: Eukaryota; Fungi; Glomeromycota; Glomeromycetes; Diversisporales; Gigasporaceae. The record is from the annotation of a GenBank genome assembly.
AAUCGACAAAUGAACUGAGAAUCGAGCAGCUUAGUAAAGAAUCAAUGAAUGAACAGAGAAUCGAAAAGCAUAGUCAACAAUUGACGAAUAAACAGAUAGUCGAGCAGCAUCGUCAAAAAUCAACAAAUGAACAGAGAGUCGAGGAAAUUGUUGAUGAUAAAGAGGAUGAAUACUACUUAGAGGAAAAUAAUGAUUGUGAAGAGGCAUUGGGCUCUCCAAAUUAUGCUAUCAAUAAUGUUAAUAGUUCUAAUUCUUUUAAAGUGGGAAUCAAUAAAGUAUCAAAUCCUAAAAGGAUAUUACUUUCGAAACCUAUAGCCAAAAAUUCAGCAAACGAGGUAGCACAACAUCCAAGAAUUCUAAAUUUAGCUACGAUGAUUCAAAAUGCAAUGACGACCCAAGUGUCAGAUAUUAAUAACAAUGAUAAGUUGUUCUUUAAUACUGGUCAAUCUUGUAAUUCUAUGCCAAAUGUUCCAGAAUUAAACCAGCAUGUGAGAACCCUUUUACAGGAUGAGUGCAAAGCACUAUUCCUGCGUACAAGGAAUAACACACCUGAGUUAUACAAGGAGUUAAUCACUCGAGUGUGUAAAAUUCCAAAAGCUGAUUACCAUAUGGGAGCAUUAGUUAAAGAUGUAGGUAUCUGUAUCUGCUACCUAGAAUCUGAAAUUGACAAUAUAAACGUAAAAGGUUUAAAAUAUAUACAUAUAAAGUAUAAUAAGAUAGUAAUUAAAAUAAUUAAUUUCAGGGAGGAUGAAUCAUUAGAUAGUGAAUUAUUUACAUUUAUUAGCAGUAAUGUAUGGAAAGAGAUACUUAGAUUACAUCUAAACGCAACUGAUCUGGUAACACUAAAAAAUGACUUGGGAAUGCUUAAAAAGCUUGGAAUCUUCGUACGUAAGGCAGUUAAGGCAGUUAUUAUCGCUAUUGAUAAUAGACAAGAUACACGAAUUGCAAUUCGAGAUUGUGAUGAAUAUACACUCGAUUUGAAAAUUCCAACAGCAAUUGGUAUAGUGAAAUCACUACCAAUUAGAAAUCUCUUGAGUCGAUAA